This is a messenger RNA of Micromonas commoda, 1575 nucleotides long. RefSeq lists its product with no specific name. The transcript has a single exon. Lineage: Eukaryota; Viridiplantae; Chlorophyta; Mamiellophyceae; Mamiellales; Mamiellaceae. The record is from RefSeq and is a predicted model, not a curated record. Bases 1 to 1575 code for a protein of 524 amino acids.
AUGAGGGGCGUCCCCGGGGCGCCGUCGUUCCUAUCGCCGCUGUCCUGGACCCACGCGGGGGACGCGCUGCAUGAGCUGUCGGCGGUGUCGGAGCGCCGCUCCUCGGUAUCCGGCGCCGGGACGACCGACGACCACCGCAGCAGCAGGAUGCGCGCGAUAGCCCGGGUCAAGGCGCGCCCGCCGAAGUUCCUGACCGCCGUGCGUCGGCUGCUGAGGGGAGCACCGUCGCUGUGCCCGACGUACUCGGCCAACCCGCUGCUGAUGGACGCCGAAGCGCAAGGUGUCGGGACCGCCGACGGCGUCUGCGAGCCUUGCGACGAAGACACCCGCGAGCUGGCGAGGCGAUGGGCGCGAGACGCCACCGCGCUGAGCGACUGGAAGAGUCUACCCCCGCAGCUCGACGUGGCCCACCCCGAGGGCGGCGGCGUGCCCCGCGCGAGGGGCGCGAGGAAGCGCGAGCAGCUCAGGAACGUGUUCCUCUUCGUCGCGCCGCUGCUGAGGCGCAAACCGACGGCAAAGGUGGUGGAUUUUGGGUGCGGGGGCGGUCACCAGACCUUACCGUUGGCGUAUCAUUUCCCCGACGCGACGUUCGUGCUCGUGGACGCCAAGGCCCGAUCGCUGGAGGUGGCGGAGAGGAGAGCCGCGGCGGCGGGCCUUCGCAACGUGCGGUGCGUGCUCGGGUUCAUCGAAGAUUUUGACGAGGACUUUGACGUGGGGGUGGCGCUGCACGCGUGCGGGGGUGCGAGCGACGCGGCGAUGGACAAGUGCGUCGAGGUGAACGCGGCGUACGUCGUGGCGCCGUGCUGCGUCGGGAAGAUCGCGCGGGAAACGGGCGGCGGGGACAAAAACAAAAACAAAAACAAAAACGCAAACCCAAUCGAUGAUCGGGCGGUUGACGACGCGGGCGAGGGGAGGGCCGCCGCCGCGCCGUACCCGCGCUCGGCGCUCGCCGCGUCGGUUGUCACGACCGCUGCCUACGUGUCCAUAGCCCAGGCUGCGGAUUUCGGCGGCGAAGGUUACGACGCGUGCGGCGCCGUGUCCGGCGGUCCCGGGCCUUACGUCGACAGCAGCGAGGAGGACGAGGACGACGAACGGGACGCAUCCGGUUUCCUCGCGUCCAUCGGCGAGGACGCGGCGGUGGCGGGCGACGACGCGGGCCGUAUACCGGGCUCGAUAGGUGGUGGGGCGAUCGCGCCGAUGGAGGCGCUGGAGAGGCGAGCGGAGACGAAUCCAACCCCGGGGCUAGCCGCGUACCUUCGCGCCAAGGCGGAGAAGCGCGAGCGCCGAAAGAACCGCGCACCCCGGUCGAACCCGUCGAUGUUCGCCGAACGGGAGACGCAGAGGAGGGCGUGCAAGGCGGUGGUGGAGGCGGACAGGAACGCGUCCGCGGCGGAGCGGGGGUAUAACACGUGGCAGGUUCUGAUGGAGCCGCCGGGGUGCACUCCGAAGAACGACGUUUUGGUGGGAAUACCGUCGACGGACUCGGACUGCGCGGCUGAGUUUGGCACCGCGCUUCGAAGGAGAGGGACGCGACCGGCGGAGGCGUUCUUCCGGUCCGUGUUGGACGAGGAGUGA